GACUUUCAAAUGACAUAAGACAAAUUAUCUUCGGUAUAAAAAUAAUAUGUUAUUAGUAAAUAUAAUUCAUUAAAUAAUACGACGUUCACCGUCAUAUGUUCGUUAUUGAGUGAUAAUGAAGUGUAUGUAUCGUUGUAAAACAUAAAAUACUACUGCGGCUGCCAAGAUGAGGACUCGUAGUAAUUCGGGGGUGCGUUUAGACUAUUAUCAAAGGGUAGUGCACAAGUUAAUUUUAGAUCAUCAGCAACCUGUGACUGGUUUAUUUCCUGCCAGUCCUCACAAUGAUCAUGCGUGGAUUAGGGACAAUCUGUACUGCAUAUUAGCAGUAUGGGGACUCUCCAUGGCAUUCAAGAAAAUUGCUGAUCAAGAUGAAGAUCGUGCCAAAACAUAUGAAUUGGAACAAAGCUGCGUCAAACUGAUGAGAGGUCUCCUAAUGGCUAUGAUGCAGCAAAAAGAUAAAGUGGAGAAAUUUAAGAGCACACAGCACCCCAUGGACUCACUCCAUGCCAAGUAUUCUUCUGCCACAGGGCGCACAGUGGUUAAGGACACGGAGUGGGGACACUUGCAGAUUGAUGCCAUCUCUCUGUACCUGCUCAUACUGGCACAGAUGACAGCAUCUGGCCUUCAAAUUGUAUUCUCCUUAGAUGAAGUAUCAUUUAUACAGAAUUUAGUAUUUUACAUUGAAUCAGCCUACUGCACCCCUGAUUAUGGUAUUUGGGAAAGGGGUGAUAAGACUAACCAUGGAUUGCCAGAACUUAAUGCCAGCUCUAUUGGAAUGGCUAAAGCUGCUCUUGAAGCCAUGAAUGAACUAGACCUAUUUGGUGCUCGUGGAGGUCCUUCCAGUGUGAUCCAUGUUUUGGCUGAUGAAGCCCAGAAAUGUCAGGCUGUGCUACAAUCCAUGCUUCCUAGAGAAUCAAAUAGUAAAGAGUUAGACUCAGGCCUACUAUCUAUUAUAAGUUAUCCUGCAUUUGCUGUUGAUGAUCCACAGCUGAUUGCUAUAACACGGGAUACAAUAGUUACUAAAAUGCAGGGCAAAUAUGGAUGCAAGAGGUUCUUAAGAGAUGGUCAUAAGACACCCAGAGAAGAUCCAAGCAGACUGUACUAUGAGCCAUGGGAACUGAGAAUGUUUGAAAACAUUGAAUGUGAAUGGCCAUUAUUCUUCUGUUACCUCAUAUUAGAUUACUGCUUCAAAGGUGAUAAGAACAAUGUGACAGAGUACAUGCAAAUGUUAGAAAAAGUUAUGAUAAGGAAAGAUGAUGGGAUAAAAUUGGUCCCUGAGUUGUAUUCAGUGCCAGCUGAUAAGGCUGACUUAGAACAGCAUGAGCCUGGAAGCCAAGAGCGCAUACCAUUAGGAAGGUGCCCCUUCAUAUGGGCACAGUCAUUGUAUAUCUUAGGAAAAUUGUUGCAAGAGGGUUUCUUGGCUGUUGGAGAACUGGAUCCUCUCAAUAGGCGUCUAUGCUCUGAGAAGAAACCUGAUGUAGUUGUCCAAAUUGUAAUACUGGCUGAAAAUAAUGAAAUAAGAGACAAAUUGCUUGAAUAUGACCUCCAUGUUCAGACUAUUAGUGAUGUAGCACCUAUUGAAGUUCAGCCGGCAAGAGUGUUGAGCCACUUGUACACAUAUUUAGGUAGAAACAAAAAGUUGGGCUUAUCAGGCAGAAAAUCCCGUGACGUGGGUAUCCUUAGUACAAGCAAAUUGUACUCAUUAAAUGAUCGUAUUUUUGCUUUCACGCCACAGAACUUCGACUACGAAGAGUACUACAUGUCGCGCGACCCGGCGCUGCUCGCCAGCACGUUUACGGCGAACGUCGCGUUCCUCGGCAUGAGCUGGAAGCAAAUGCUCGGCCGGCCGACGAUCACGUUGCUCGCUACGCAGUAUCUGUUAGACCAAGGCAAGAUCCCGAUGGCGAUGAUAACGACUAUGAAAAAGCUGAAGUCUGGAUAUAUAAACGGUACUCGAGUUACUCUUGGUAAUCUCGGAGAGUUUUUGAGCACUUCUGCCAUUACCAACUUGAGUUUCCUGGGCAGUCAAGAGGAUGGAUACCCGGACAAGCUAAACCCCGAAGUCCAAAGCUAUCUGGAAGAACAUCUAUUGAAGUCGUUCAGCAACAAAAUUAGUUUCAUGUCACGGCCUGCAGGCGCAAAGAACAACCGCGCCCUCCGCCGCCGUAUGUCCGUACGAGGAGCUAUCAAGAAGACCAGGUCUAUCAAUGUUGACUCUGAUACUUUGGGUAUGGAAGGGGAAUCUGUGGGUCGUUCCUUGGAGCGCAAGCCUUCGUGGCUUGAUGUCGACCCUUCAACCUACGGCCGAAGCCCGUCACCGGAUAAUGCUAAGCGUGCUUUCACUAAAGGAACAUCGACAACAACUUUGGCAGUACCGGCACCUACUAUAGAAGUGACAAAAGAAAGAUCUCCUUCGCCGCCAGAAACUAUAAUAAACAAGAACUUGACAUCGAUAGUCCGCAACCGUACAACAUCGGAGUCUCAGAACUCGGUGUACGCGGAACAGGAGACCGACGAGCUGAUCGCCAUGCUGCGGGAGACCGAGAGCCUGGACGAGCAGGGCGACAUCCUGCAGUACCUCGUCGAUACGCAUGGACUUGACUUCAGUACUGGCAUGCAAGAAAACGGCAAGCUCGUCACAGUCAAAGAUUUACUCAAGGUGCUAUACGAGAAGGCUUGCUCACAAAAGCUGUGGGGACUAGUGCGUCAUACCGCGGGUAUGCUCGGCAAGCGCGUUGAGGACUUAGCGAAGGCUGUUACUGACCUACUCGUGCGACAGAAGCAGAUCACGGUGGGCAUGCCCCCUAACAAUGAACACACUAUCACAGCUCCACUCCCGGAGAAUGAACUGAGGCAGCUUAUACACCAGGCGUAUGGUGACGACGAGAGUACAGCGAUGUUGACGCAGGAGCUGCUCGUGUACCUCGCCAUGUUCAUACGCACCGAGCCGCAACUGUUCCUCGAGAUGUUACGACUUAGAGUCGGACUUAUCAUUCAGGUCAUGGCGACAGAGUUAUCCCGUACCCUAUCUUGUGACGGCGAAGAGGCCUCAGAACAUCUAUUGAACCUCUCGCCUUUUGAGAUGAAGAACUUACUACAUCACAUACUCAGCGGAAAGGAGUUUGCCAUUAAUAGCGCUAACUCACUAUUUGUAAUAAAAGGAAAGAUCAGUAAAAGUAAAGUUGGCCGCGGUAAUUUCUCCAUAGUGAGCAACAAGUCUACUAGAUAUGGCAAAAAAUCUCAGAUCGUUUUAGAAGGUCAAUCGUUGCAGGGUGGUAUUGAAGACACGCCUAUGACAGAGCCAGACCGUCAGGGCCAGUGGCUGCGGCGGCGGCGCCUCGACGGAGCACUGAACCGGGUUCCCAGAGACUUCUAUCCACGUGUAUGGGGCGUUUUGGAAAGGUGUCAAGGCUUAGUAAUACAAGGCAAGCUCUUACAACCCAACUUAACACAAGAGAUGACAUCCGGCGAGUUGAAGUUCGCUCUCGCGGUGGAGACCGUACUGAACUCGAUCCCGCAGCCCGAGUACCGCCAGCUCGUGGUGGAGGCCCUCAUGGUGCUCACGCUGGUGGUGGAGUACAAGGCCGUGGCUCAUCUCGGCGGGACCAUCGAGGUCGAGAGCCUGGUGCACAAGGCCAACCAGAUAUUCUUAGAAGAUCAGAUGCGCUGCAACGGCGACGCGACGCUGUGCUGCGCGAAGGGCGGCGCGGCGGGCGGGGGCGCGGGGGGCGCGGGCGGGGGCGGGGGCGCGGGCGGGGGCGCGCUGCUGUGCGGCGGCGCGGCCGGCGUGUGCCAGCACCUGUACGACAGCGCGCCGUCGGGCAGCUACGGCACCAUGACGUACCUGGCGCGCGCCGUGGCCGCGCUGCUGGCCGCCGUGCUGCCGCACGACAAGCCCAUCGAGUGCACCAUCACAUAAGCAAACGCCUAGCAGAUCCAACAUACAUACUUUUCGCUUGACUUCCACUAAAUGAUAUCUUACUAAAUCCAUUUCUACCAGAACUUGUGUAUUUCACCGACCUUUUUUUACGACUCCCACACUAAUUACUCAACCCAUGUAUCGCGGAUGUUUCACAAAUAUUCAAGUCAAAUGCACAAAUACUCUCAAUUAUCUCAUAACAGACAUUUGUGGAUCACACCAAUACUUGUACUUCACAAGGAUCGAACUUACGAUACGUCUCACGUAAUUUGGCAUAGUGACCUUUAUCACCCAACAAACUAUGCAGUUUUCAAUUUGUAAUAACUUUAAAAACUGCAAGGAUAUAAUCAAAUUCAAAAAAAAUAGCCAAGCAUAUAUCUUCCUCUUCAAUUAGUUAAGCUCAAAAGUAUAAUAACCAAUCGCUUACCAGUAGGCAGUUUAGUUGCAGAAGGUAGUUUUACUAAUGAUAAGUAAAUAAGCUUAUCAGAAAUCUAAAUACCGAUGUUACUCUAUUUCUGCAUCUUAUGUAACUUCGACGUCAAUUUACUAUUACUUCUAAUCCUUCCCAGUGCAAUAACUAAAACAGCAAUGUGUCAAUCUUAUUAAUGUUAAUUAUCUUAUAGGUAUGAUACACCCAGAGCUGUCUGUAUACUGGGCAUAUCUUAAUUUUCUUAAACAGUUCAGUGUCUGACAUUGAAGCUGAUAUAAGUAUUGUUACGAUUAAAAAAAAUAAGACAAUAAUCAACUCGGUUCAUCUGAGUUGUGAUGACUUUUACAUUAGAAAUGGUUGUUAUUAAUGCCUAUGUUUACUCCAACCUAAUAUUUACAACCUCGUUAGUUUAUUUAUAGAAUAAUUACCCAAUCAUCCUUAAAUUUUCAACUCUAUUGUAGUUUAUUAACACGUCCCAUCACUGUAAAUUUAGAUACAGAACAGCCAUCAUAUUUGGGUGGCUUGACGAGUGUAAAUGUUUCACAAAAACACUUGUGUCAAUUUAGCGUAUCAACGACAUUAACGACAUUGAAAUAAAUUGUUAUAAGAGUCAUGGCUAAGUGCCAUUAUUUUUGAAGCAAACUCGCCUAGCAAUUCAAAAUAAACAGACAUGUGUAUUAUGCCCCCUUAAUAUAGUUAUAUGUUAUGACAAAAAUAGUUCCUUUGUUAGGUGUGUUAUUCAGAUAUCAGAUAUCCUAUUUUAUCAAUACUUAUCAUAUUAUAUUGUCACAAACAAAAAAAUAUUUGUGAAUGUAUUUUUGAACUAAGUAUAAGUUAGAUUUAGGUUUAAUAGACAAUUAUUAAUUAAUCAAUGUUGAAUAUUUUCGGAUAUUAAAAUUAUUUUAUCAA
This is a messenger RNA of Trichoplusia ni (cabbage looper), 5258 nucleotides long. RefSeq names its product probable phosphorylase b kinase regulatory subunit alpha. Lineage: Eukaryota; Metazoa; Arthropoda; Insecta; Lepidoptera; Noctuidae. Bases 167 to 3919 code for a protein of 1250 amino acids. Gene Ontology annotation, cellular component: phosphorylase kinase complex. The record is from RefSeq and is a predicted model, not a curated record. Gene Ontology annotation, molecular function: calmodulin binding. The transcript has 18 exons. Gene Ontology annotation, biological process: glycogen metabolic process.